Messenger RNA from Wyeomyia smithii (pitcher-plant mosquito), 1981 nucleotides. RefSeq lists its product as uncharacterized. The coding region runs from base 206 to 898 and encodes 230 amino acids. The record is from RefSeq and is a predicted model, not a curated record. Gene Ontology annotation, molecular function: DNA binding. The transcript is spliced from 3 exons. NCBI's taxonomy places the organism in Eukaryota, Metazoa, Arthropoda, Insecta, Diptera, Culicidae.
CGAAACUCACUAGUUGCUAGGGUUGGGACGAUAUCGAUAAAACCGAUAAUAUCGAUAUUGUCGUGUGAUUUUUCUCGGUACGAUAUUUGAUAUGUACUUCUACAGGAAUAUCGAUUAUCGAUAAUACAUAUUGGACAAAUUGGAAACCCUGCCAUUCAUCUGUCAAAAAUUUUCACUGACGAAAGUAUAAACCGCGCGUUUUAAAAUGUCAGAAGUGUGGAACUAUUUUAUUAAAACUAACAUAACUUUUGCAGAAUGUAAAAUCUGCCACACAAACGUUCCUCGUAGAGGUAAUACAACUAAUUUAAAAGUUCAUUUACAAAAACAUCCAAACAAGGAAAAAGCACUCGAAUGUACUGUAAAAAAAAGUGAUAGUUUGCAUCUUCCUAGUUCGAGCAACACUAAAACAUUGGAUGAUAUUUUUAGGGAAUCCGAGUUAUGGACAGAUCAGGGUUCAAAAACUAAAGCGAUCGACAAUGCCAUUGCUUUCAUGGUCGUAAAGGACUACCAACCAGUUUCAGUUCUAGAAACAUCAAACGUCACGCUUACCGCAGACAUAUGGACAGAUAGUCAUACAACACGUAGCGAUUUAGGAAUGACCUGCCACUUUUUCAACAGUUCAAUCAUUGCGAAUCUUCAAACCAUCGAUCUUGGAGUGUAUCCUCUAUACGAGUGGCAUCAGAGUUUCUAUAUAUCAUCAUGUUUUGAAGAGAUUAUCAAACAGUGGAGCAUUUCGAAAGAUCAGGUGAGCUUCGUUGUUACAGAUCAUGCUGCGAAUAUGGUGAAAGCAGUUGUUGCGCUUUUACCGCAAAUAAGCAAACUGGAUGUGCUGCACACGCUGUUAAUCUUGUUGCAAAGAAGGCUAUUGAUCACACAGAGAACCUUGCUGAUUUGUUAGAAAAGGUAAAGAAGAUUGUCGGCUUCUUCAGACGUUCAACAUCUGCCAGUGACAGUUUGCAAAAAGCUCAAAUAGAGAACGGACAAACGCCAUUAAAAAUUUGCUCAUUUGUACCCACCAAAUGGAACUCGGAGUUCUUGAUGAUCAAACGGUUUGUAAGUCUUUAUAGUCACAUUGAAACUGUGAUGAAAAAUCAGGAUCGUAUGAGGAAAUGGUUUCACAAAAGGACAAACACAUUUUAGAAGAAGUAAUGGAGAUUUUGGAGCCUUUAAAUGGAGUGACUGAAGAUCUGAGUGAUGAAAAAUAUUCGAGGCUUAGCCGGGUGAUACCAAUAAUUAAUUGCUUAACGAGAGCAAUGGAACAAAUAAAACCGAAAACAGUUUGUGGAAAAGAUUUAAAAUCGCAGCUUUUGAAAGAAGUUAAGAACAAGUUUGACAGUUUUAGAGUUUCGUCUGUUUAAGCCAUGAGUACGCUGCUAGAUCCAAGAUUCAAAGAUUUACACUUUAAGAAUAUGCAGGAGAUUGAAUUAGCGAAGCAUGAGAUAAUCAAACUCGUUAUACCAGAUUCAGACGCAAGCUCUGUUUCAGAUGAAGAUUAUGAAGGUGUUGAUGAGGCUCCUACAAAGAUGUUCAAAAAAAGUUGCGUAUGGAGCCAUCACGAGGGUAUGGUGGAGAGAUAUAAAAACCGAAACAUAUUUCUGAGAAAACCGGCCGCCGUGACGAAGGAACUCGACAUAUAUCUGGGUAGUGGAAUAGAACAGGUGGACUCGAACAUUUUUCGAUACUGGGAGGAGAAGAAGAACGCGUUUCCUCUGAUUUAUAAAGCGGCAAUGCAAUUGCUUCCUAUGUUGUCAACAUCAGUUCCUUCUGAACGUUUGUUCUCGAAAGCGGGUCGUAUUCUAUGUGACUCAAGUAGCCGUAUUGAUCCUGAAAGAGUUAACCGAAUCACUUUUUUGCAUAACGUUAAUGUAAAUGACUUCAUGUUUAAUUAGGCAAACCUAUGUUACUGCUUAAUAAGAUUUAAAAGUAUGAUCUUUUACGGAAAAAAUAUGAACGGGCUACUCAUACAAAUGCUUUCUUUCAA